Messenger RNA from Entrophospora candida, 224 nucleotides. The record is from the annotation of a GenBank genome assembly. Lineage: Eukaryota; Fungi; Glomeromycota; Glomeromycetes; Entrophosporales; Entrophosporaceae.
UUAAAAAAUGGAAAGCAGAUUUAGAUAGUAAAGAAGAUUCAAGCAUCAAGAAAUCAUUUUUAGAUUCUGAUAAGUUAUUAAGAACUCACGAUAAUCAAAUAAUUGAAAAUAAAGCACUCAAUUCAAGAAGUUUCUGUAAUAAAUCACUUGAAUUCAAAAAUUUACCAGAUCAUUCUUCUUGCAAGCCACCAAGAACUCGUAUUAUAAGAAGUGGUAAAGUAUAA